AUGGAUACAAAGAUAUCUCUUACGACUGCCAUGGAUAAAGAGAAAUUCAGAAUUUUAAGGAGUUGCGAUGGCAAAGAAUUCAAGGUCUCCAAAUCCAUAGUUAUGCAAUCAUUGCUCCUUGCAAAUUUACUCGAUUUAGAAGAAGACGGCAGAACCGAUAUAAUUUCACUCUCCAAAGAAGAAGGCAUAAUCGACGUAAUUCCACUCCCUGAAGUCGACGGAAUAACCCUGGAGAAGAUUAUUGGCUUUCUUAGCAUGUACAUAGAAGAAUCAUUUCAGCAAUUCACUGCUGAAGAAAAGAAAAAACAGUGCGACGAUUGUUUUGCCAAAUAUGAUAUCUAUGAUUUUCUUACCCUUGCAUCGGCUGCAAAUUACUUAGGAGUUCAAGUGGUUCUAGACGAGGCUUGUCAGAGAUCAGCCGACUUAAUAAAAAAUAAAAGUGUGGAAUGGAUGAGAAAAGUUUUUAGAAUAGACAAUGAUUACACGCCCCAGGAGGAACAAGAUGUAAGAAAUAAACAUAUAUGGACUUACGAAGGACUCGAUCCAGACGAUGACGAAGAAGAUGCUAUGAUUGCUUGA
This is a messenger RNA of Andrographis paniculata, 579 nucleotides long. Its product is annotated as SKP1-like protein 18. Lineage: Eukaryota; Viridiplantae; Streptophyta; Magnoliopsida; Lamiales; Acanthaceae. The coding region runs from base 1 to 579 and encodes 192 amino acids. Gene Ontology annotation, molecular function: cullin family protein binding. Gene Ontology annotation, cellular component: nucleus; cytoplasm. Gene Ontology annotation, biological process: SCF-dependent proteasomal ubiquitin-dependent protein catabolic process. The transcript has a single exon. The record is from RefSeq and is a predicted model, not a curated record.